UGCAGGUAGUGAGGAACAAGGCCGGCGGCACUGCGCUUGCUGGUGGUGAUGUGCUUGUGUCCUGCUUUGUUCUCCCCUGAUCAAAGCCGUGCAGAUGGAUUUAUUCCAGUAACUUUCAGCUGUAUUGAGGCUCGGAGGGACCUUUGACAGGAUGUUGGGAUUUCUGAAGAAGCCGGUUGUGGUUACUGCAGAGAUAAAUGUGAACCUCGUGGCAUUGACCGUGAUGGGAUUAAUAAGCCGUCUUUGGGGGCUUUCCUAUCCACGGGCUGUAGUUUUUGAUGAAGUUUAUUAUGGCCAAUUCGUUUCUCUCUACAUGAAGAGGAUCUUUUUCGUGGAUGACAGUGGCCCACCUUUUGGCCAUAUGCUGCUAGCGUUGGGAGGUUACUUAGGAGGAUUUGAUGGAAACUUCUUAUGGAACAGGAUUGGAGCUGAAUAUACUGUGAAUGUUCCUGUUUGGUCCUUGCGACUCCUGCCAGCGCUGGCUGGUGCUCUCUGUGUGCCUUUAGCAUACCAGAUUUUGGUGGAACUGCAGUUCUCCCACUGUGCUGCACUUGGAGCUGCUCUCCUAAUUCUCUUAGAGAACUCGUUAAUCACUCAGUCAAGGUUCAUGCUCCUGGAAUCGAUACUGAUUUUUUUUACCCUACUUGCAGUUUUGUCCUACCUGAAGUUCUACAAUUUGCAAAGGCACAGUUUCUUCUCUGGGAGCUGGUGGUUUUGGCUUCUGUUGACUGGAGUAGCUUGUUCUUGUGCAGUUGGAGUGAAAUAUAUGGGCCUGUUUACCUAUAUGCUGCUCUUGGCCAUCGCAGGGCUGCACUUCUGGCACAUGAUAGGAGACCAGAAAUUUUCAAAUGUUUCCUUGAUGUGCCAUUUUCUAGCUAGAGGACUGGCCCUUGUCAUCAUCCCAGUGGCAAUGUACCUGUCCUUCUUCUAUGUUCACUUGACUUUGCUGUAUCGCUCUGGGCCUCAUGACCAGAUUAUGACAAGUGCUUUCCAAGCCAGCUUAGAGGGUGGGCUGGCUCGAAUCACUCAGGGUCAGCCCUUAGAGGUGGCCUACGGCUCUCAGAUUACUCUGCGGAACGUGUUGGGCAAGCCCAUGCAGUGUUGGCUCCAUUCUCACACGAAUACUUAUCCCAUCAGGUAUGAGAAUGGCCGAGGUAGUUCCCAUCAACAGCAGGUGACCUGUUAUCCCUUCAAGGAUGUAAACAACUGGUGGAUUGUCAAAGAUCCUGGAAUGCAGCAGCUGGUGGUGAGUAACCCACCCCGUCCUGUCAGGCACGGACACAUCGUGCAGCUGGUCCAUGGCAUCACGACUCGGUACCUCAACACGCAUGAUGUUGCUGCCCCUCUUAGCCCCCACUCCCAAGAAGUUUCCUGCUAUAUUGAUUAUAACAUCUCCAUGCCAGCACAGAACCUUUGGAGAGUGGAAAUUGUAAAUCGGGAGUCUGACACAGAUGUGUGGAAGACAAUUCUGUCAGAAGUGAGAUUUGUUCACGUGAACACCUCUGCAGUGCUGAAGCUCAGUGGAGCAUCUUUACCCGAGUGGGGAUACCGGCAGCUGGAGGUGGUUGGUGAGAAGCUGUCCAAAGGCUACCACCAGAGCAUGGUGUGGAAUGUGGAAGAGCACAGAUACGGGAAAAGCCAAGAGCAAAAAGAGAGGGAAGUGGAACUCCACUCUCCCACUCAGAUGGACAUAAGUAAAAACCUCAGCUUCAUGGCAAAGUUCAUGGAAUUGCAGUGGAAAAUACUCACGUUAAAAAAUGAAGACACGGAACAUAAGUACAGCUCCUCUGCUCUUGACUGGAUCACAAUGGACACAAAUAUUGCCUACUGGCUCCACCCGACCUCUGGUGCCCAGAUCCACCUCCUUGGGAAUGUUGUCACCUGGGCUUCAGCCAACAUUGCUGCUCUGGUCUACAUGUGUCUGUCCCUGUGGUACUUGAUACGACGAAGAAGAAAAAUUUACGACAUUCCUGAAGAUGCAUGGCAGCUGUGGGUAUCAGCCGGGGGCAUCUGUGGUGGAGGCUGGGCUGUGAAUUACCUGCCCUUCUUCCUGCUGGAGAAAACACUUUUCCUGUACCACUACCUGCCUGCCCUCACAUUCCAGAUCCUCCUGAUUCCCAUCGUGUUACAGCAUCUCAGCGAUCAUCUCUGCAGAUCUCUGCUUCUCAAGAGCAUGUUUAGUGCAUCGAUUGUAGCCUGGUUUUCGUCAGUUUACCUUGUCUACUGCACCUUCAGCCCUGUGACCUAUGGGCAGCCCUCACUCUCUGUUACUGAACUCAAGGACUUGCGCUGGAAGGACAGCUGGAACAUCCUUAUCCGAAAACAGUAACUAUUACACUCUUGUUACAGGCAAAAGGAAACUCCUUUUAUGCAAAGCCAAGAAUUUAUUGUUAGUGUAAUUGAAAUCUUAACAGUCUGAUCAAAUAACUGAUAGUAGUCCAGAUCUAAUUAUUACAGGAAAAGAAAAUAAAAGAAUACUGUUACAGAAAA
This is a messenger RNA of Tauraco erythrolophus (red-crested turaco), 2490 nucleotides long. RefSeq names its product protein O-mannosyltransferase 1 (gene POMT1). The record is from RefSeq and is a predicted model, not a curated record. Gene Ontology annotation, molecular function: dolichyl-phosphate-mannose-protein mannosyltransferase activity. Gene Ontology annotation, biological process: protein O-linked glycosylation via mannose. NCBI's taxonomy places the organism in Eukaryota, Metazoa, Chordata, Aves, Musophagiformes, Musophagidae. Gene Ontology annotation, cellular component: endoplasmic reticulum; membrane.